AUGUCUUCGGAACCCUACAAGACGGCUCCACAUCCCGAAACCACCUCGUCAUGGGAGAAGGAAGCGAGUCGGCCACCGAUGGCACCACCACGACCUCCAACGGAGUCGAGAGCUUCGGCUGCCUACUUUGCAUUGGUUGAUGUAGUUUUGAGAUUCCUCCUGUUUGCUUCAGCUUUGGUUGCUGUUUUGGUUAUGGUUACUAGUAAGCAAACUGAAAUAGUUCCAAUACCAAUUUAUCCAUUCAAGGCUCCAAUGUCUGCUAAGUUCAAUCAUUCGCCAGCUUUCAUAUACUUCGUAGCCGCACUUUCUGCUACGGGCUUAUACAGUAUCAUUACCGGUCUCUUUUCCUUGUUUGCCCUCCUUAGGCCUGGUAGCUGUCCAAAACUGGUGUCUCAUUUCGUCAUAUUCGAUGUUCUUUACUUAGGAAUUGUAGCAGCAGCAACUGGAACAGCAGGUGGAGUUGCUUAUAUAGGUUUGAAAGCUUUAGAUUUUGGAAAAACUCUGAGUGAUGUGCAUCCUAGCUUGCAAGGAACGAGCCUAGAUCAGGCUACAAAUAUUUGUGAUGCCAUGUUAGAGGGUCUUGAUCAGGCUAUCCGGAAGUUGAAAACUGAGACAACAUUUCGAUUUCAAAGGUUUUUGUCUCUUAUAGUCCUAAAUUGGCUUAAUCCGCUGUUGUUGAACCAGGUUCUCUGUCCAUGGAGAUUAUUGAACAGGUUUCAGCAGAGGUCGAAGAGGCUCUCUAAAUUAACAGCUAACAGGAUGAAAGAACUUGUGAUGAAGAAGAGGUUGGAGUUGGAUGAUAUAUGUUAUAGAACCCAUAUUAAACUUGAUCCAAGCAUGGCUGAUGAUAAAACUAAUGCGCUAAUUGAUUCUGGUUGGAAAUCUUGUUCUUGA
This is a messenger RNA of Fraxinus pennsylvanica, 894 nucleotides long. The record is from the annotation of a GenBank genome assembly. NCBI's taxonomy places the organism in Eukaryota, Viridiplantae, Streptophyta, Magnoliopsida, Lamiales, Oleaceae.